CCGUAUGUGGUACAGUGGAAUCAGUCGCGGUUUAUCAGCCGAGCUGGUAAAGCGCGCGAGCUCGUUUACAGCUCAUAAGCAUUCUCGGACAGUCUCUAUACAGCUUGUCACGAUAUAAAUUUAACAUUUUACGAUCGACACAAAUUGCGGACAUCGCAGUAUUCCUUUUAUCUUUCCUCAUCCUUCAUCGCGGAUCGUUGAAUUUUGACAGAAGCGGAAAGAGAGCGAAAAAGGGUGAAAAACAUGGCGGAUAAAAUAUACUACCCCAAUCCGGAGCUCACGAAAAGAUCGCACUGCAGUAGCAUGGAACAAUACAGGGAGAUGCAUAAAAAAUCUGUAGAGGAUCCAGUCAAGUUCUGGGGCGAAAUUGCCAAACAAUUUUACUGGGAAACGCCAGCGAUAGAUGACAAAUUUUUCUCAUACAAUUUCGAUGUAAAUAAAGGUGAUGUUUUCAUAAAAUGGAUGGAGGGAGCAACGACGAAUAUCAGCUUCAAUUUGCUCGAUAAAGCUGUAAAGAGCGGACAUGGAGAUAAAAUUGCAUUUUAUUGGGAAGGAAACGAUCCAGAAGAUUAUUCGCGACUGACGUAUAAAAAGUUGCUCGAGGAAACAUGCAGAUUUGCAAAUGUUCUCAAGUCGAAAGGUAUCACCAAGGGAGACAGAGUAGUGAUUUACAUGCCGAAUAUCUUGGAACAACCGAUCGCCAUGUUGGCUUGCACGAGGAUAGGGGCGGUUCAUAGCGUGGUGUUUGCAGGAUAUUCGUCCGAUUCUUUGGCGGAACGCAUACUCGACUCCAAAGCUAAAAUUUUGAUUACUGCGGAUGGUGUAUGGAGAGGUGAGAAAUUACUUCUGCUGAAAAAUAUCUGUGACGAGGCCUUGGAGAAGGUCAAGAAACAGGACUAUCAAGUCGAAUGCUGCGUCGUCGUUUCGCAUUUGAGAAGGCUCAACAAUCCUCAGGGUAAGAUGAAUGGCGUGAACGGUACUAGCAACGGCGAUACAGAGUUGACCAAUGUUUCCUGGGACAACGAUCGAGAUGUUUGGUGGCAUGACGAGAUGGAGGACGCAGAACCGAGCUGUUAUCCAGUUUGGCUGGCAGCCGAAGAUCCACUUUUUAUCCUUUACACGAGCGGCUCUACUGGAAAACCAAAGGGACUUCUUCAUACUACAGCAGGAUAUAUGAUUUUCGCAGCGACAACUUUCAAAUAUGUUUUCGAUUAUCAUCCGGGUGAUGUUUAUUUCUGCACUGCUGAUAUCGGAUGGAUCACAGGACAUACUUAUGUGGUUUACGGUCCAUUGGGGUGUGGUGCAACGUCUGUCUUGUUCGAGGGUAUACCCUUCUAUCCGGAUAAGGAUCGAUUCUGGACAAUUGUCGAUAAAUACAAGGUUACGCAAUUUUAUACAGCGCCAACGGCUAUCAGAUCAUUAAUGAAAUUUAGCGAUGAUUAUGUGACGAGGAAUAGUCUAACUUCGCUUAAGGUUCUUGCUUCAGUGGGUGAACCAAUUAACACCGAGGCCUGGCUUUGGUAUUACAAUGUCGUUGGCCACGGUAAAUGCAGCAUAUCAGACACUUUCUUUCAAACGGAAACUGGUGGCCACGUAAUUACACCGCUACCAGGUUGCACACCUAUGAAGCCAGGCUCAGCGACGUUUCCAUUCUUUGGGGUUUUGCCGGAACUUCUUGACGAGGAUGGUCAAAUAGUAGAGGGCGAAGGAGAGGGGUACCUUGUUUUCCGUCAACCAUGGCCGGGUAUGAUGCGAACUCUCUAUGGGAAUCAUGAACGUUUUCAAAGUGCCUACUUCGAGCGAUUCAAAGGAUAUUACUGCACGGGAGAUGGAGCGAGACGUGACGCAGACGGAUAUCUAUGGGUAACUGGUCGUAUCGACGAUAUGUUGAACGUUUCCGGUCAUUUAAUGUCAACAGCUGAAGUCGAAAAUGUAUUAGCAGAACAUUCGUCAGUGGCCGAGGCCGCAGUAGUCAGCAAAAAGCAUGCUGUUAAAGGUGAAUGCUUGUAUUGUUUCAUUACGCCGAGUGAUGGGAAGACGUUUGACGAAAAAUUACAACUUGAGCUUAGAAAGAGAGUACGCGAAAGGAUUGGUGCAUUUGCUGCACCGGACGUCAUUCAACAUGCUCCAGCUUUACCGAAAACAAGAUCUGGGAAGAUUAUGAGACGUAUGCUGAGAAAAAUCGCAGCGGGCGACGAGAAUAUCGGAGAUACAUCUACACUGGCCGACGAGACUGUUAUCAAACUUCUCUUCGAAUUAAGGCCAAAAGUUUAAAAUAUGUAUUUUUCGCUUAUUAUUAUAGGAAGAUGAAAGUAUCUUGAAAAACUUUUCGCAUAAUUUCGAUGAAUGUUGACAACGUGACGCACGAUUUCCGGAUAAUUUCAUAAGAUAAAAAUAAUAUAUUUAGAUUGCACAUUAAAAAUAUCGAGUCGGUCUACGUAUUCGCACAAUAUUGAAGGCGCACUUCAAGAUCUUAUCAAUUAUUAAUUUGACCAUUACGAACGUACAAAUGUAUAAACGAUAUUGUUAUCUCUUUUUCCGUUGAUCGAAUUCUAUCUGUCACUCAAACUUUUAGAGUGAUUAGAAAUAUGAAAGUUAUUAUUAUUCUUUUAACACGUCUCUUUUUUAUUUUCUUCCAUUUUUCCAAAGGAAAGAAAAGAGACAUGUCAAAGGGAUAAAUUGUUAAUAGAAUUAUACGAGAUAAAUAGAUAUUAAUUGAUUAAAUUAUUAGUCGGUCUCUUUGAAGAACGACUGCGAUACAUAUCUUACGUAAGCAUUGCUAAGUUGCCUAUAAAUAUUCUUUUGUUAAGCUAUUUAAAUUUAUUGAAAUUAAGUUGCAAAACAGAAAACGCUCAAUGCAAAAAAUUAUAUAUUACACAGCACGAUAGUAGACGAUAGAUAAAAGGUUGGUUGCACAAUUACUACUAAUAACUGUUAUUACUUAACAGAGGUGAGCAUAGCACAUGACUUACCUGACGCGUAUAUAUGUAAUUGACGGAUACUGCAAAAAAACGGUAUUCUGCUUCCUGCAAUUUAGUGUAUAUAUAAUAUGUUAUAAUUCUAUUUAUGUAUACACACAGGGUGUCUAUAUUACCUUGAUGUACUGUAUUUCAUUUCAAUUACAUAUUCUUUGAUGAGUUUUUCAAAAUUGAGAGAUAAAUCAUCUUCUCUCUUCAAUAUUCAAGGAAUAGCGUGAUUGAAAGAAGAUACGGACAUACGUACUUAUAUGAAUGAAAGUUGCCUCGUGCUCCUUUUUUGGGAGUUACGUCCAUACAUAUCAUUCCUUGCGGAACAAAACAACUUUAGGUGUGAUAAUAAAUGUAUAUGUAUUGUACGCGUAGAUAUAUAUAUAUAUAUAUAUA
Messenger RNA from Nylanderia fulva, 3362 nucleotides. RefSeq names its product acetyl coenzyme A synthase (gene AcCoAS). Gene Ontology annotation, molecular function: AMP binding; acetyl-CoA synthetase activity. The record is from RefSeq and is a predicted model, not a curated record. Lineage: Eukaryota; Metazoa; Arthropoda; Insecta; Hymenoptera; Formicidae.